Molecule: messenger RNA, 705 nt
Organism: Fraxinus pennsylvanica
Lineage: Eukaryota; Viridiplantae; Streptophyta; Magnoliopsida; Lamiales; Oleaceae
Source: the annotation of a GenBank genome assembly
AUGGAGAAGAGCGAGAGCGAGACUCGCGACUUCAUGAACGUCGAAUCAUUCUCUCAGCUACCCUUUAUUCGUCCGGCUCCAGUCAAAGAAAAGGCCAUCAGGCUCUUUGGUAAAGAAUUUGUAGGUGACUCAUCAGCUAAUGAUGAAUCCGAGCCCAGUGAAAUUAUUUCUCGAGAAGAGACUAAAACCAACGAUAAUGGGGAUGGCGGUAGAAAAUUCGAAUGCCACUAUUGUUACAGAAACUUUCCCACCUCUCAAGCUCUAGGAGGCCACCAGAAUGCACACAAGAGGGAGCGCCAAAAUGCUAAACGUGCGCAUCUUCAAUCUGCACUCAUACAUAAUGGCCUAUCUGACCCUCACGUUUAUGGUGUCAUGAAUUAUCGCCUUGGCUCAGCACCACCUGCAGCCAUGGCUUAUCAUCAUUCUUGGAGCAAUAGAAGCAAUUAUUCCUACGCUAGUGACUCAAGAUUAAACGGUACUCACCAUGGAUCCUACACGCAACCACCUGUCAAUGGGAGUCCCUCGGCCUUGUGGAGAGUCCCAUCCCUUCAAAGCUCCCCUACUUUUAUGCAUCAGCUCCCAUCGUUCUAUGACGGUCACUUGAAGCCAUCAUCAAAUGGUAACCCUAAUUCCCGAAACCGGUUGGGAUAUGAAUCGAAGCCAAGCAUGCAAGAGGGUCAUGUGAGUUUGGAUUUACAUCUCUAG